AUGGACGAGAUAGACAUACAGGCUGACGACCUAAAGUUCUCCCUUCAUCCUGAGGAUCCUGCCAACUUUCUUAAAUUAUCUGCUGCACUUCAUAUACUAAUAAAGCAUCAGCUCAGCAACAAGGACCUUGAUGAAGCGGAUCAAUUAAUUCAUGAUUACUGUACCAUGCUUCUUAAUCUUUACAGUUCAAACAUUGUCAAGGCCAAUCAUCACUAUGCUACACAUGUCAUCGAGUACACACGAAACUUCAUUCCUCUACACGACUUCUGGACCUUCAUUUUUGAAUGUUUGAAAAAGGUCCUCAAAUCUUACAAAAUGAACAAGCAUAUGGGCCAAAUGUCUCCAACAGAGACACUUCCUCAAGAAGUUGCAAAUAUCAUGAUCAAGGUGUCUAAUGAGGGACAGGGGACUGUGGCAGGAUUAGCGGCACUCAUGAAGGAUCUUGAUGAUGCUGCCGUCGACACUGUUCAAAUGUAUUCGCUAAAUCUGCAACAUCGCAAGAGGGACAUGUCUAUGCAUAUCAAGACUUCUGUAAACGCCUUGAGAAAGAAACGAGACUUGCUUAUCAUUCAAUGA
Suillus clintonianus is the source of this 576-nucleotide messenger RNA. RefSeq lists its product as uncharacterized. The transcript is spliced from 5 exons. The coding region runs from base 1 to 576 and encodes 191 amino acids. Lineage: Eukaryota; Fungi; Basidiomycota; Agaricomycetes; Boletales; Suillaceae. The record is from RefSeq and is a predicted model, not a curated record.